Molecule: messenger RNA, 646 nt
Organism: Bradysia coprophila
Lineage: Eukaryota; Metazoa; Arthropoda; Insecta; Diptera; Sciaridae
Gene: Sec61beta
Product: Sec61 translocon subunit beta
Biological process (GO): intracellular protein transport
Cellular component (GO): Sec61 translocon complex
Source: RefSeq, a predicted model, not a curated record
CGGGACGUGUAGAAUUUAAUUUCACCGUACAAGUGUUGGAAUAAGACCGACGUGUCAGCUAGCUUGAAGUAAAAUCUCAUUACUGCUUCGAUUCAAGUCUCUUGCAAGCACAUAAAUAAAACAGUUGCGCUAUUUCGUCCAAAAGUCUGAAUUCUAAUUUAAAAUGCCUGUGCCAGCAAGUUCAACAACUGUCGGAAGUGGGACUCGAUCACCCAGCAAACUAACAGCUCCUCGUGCAAGUGCCGGUGGAAGUAAUCUGAAGCAACGGAAGACCACAACCACUACAGCAGCCAGAAAUCGUACAACUGGCACUGGUUCUGGUGGUAUGUGGAGAUUCUACACAGACGACUCACCCGGAAUUAAAGUAGGUCCAGUCCCAGUUCUUGUGAUGUCGCUCGUCUUUAUUGCUUCCGUAUUUAUGCUACACAUUUGGGGCAAAUACACUCGCGCUUAAAAACAACAACUUUUUUUUCGUUUGUAUCUAUCGCAUAGAAUAUUAUUCCAAUCAAUCAUUCUCCUUGGUUUCUAAUUACGUUUUUCUUUUUGUAUUUUUCAUUCGGAAGUGUAUGAUGAGUAAAUGAAUUGUUGUCCGGCUACGUACAAUGAACAAGAUAUUUAUCAUUAAAUAAGGAAAAAAAUUGAAAAA